Molecule: messenger RNA, 1458 nt
Organism: Cryptococcus wingfieldii CBS 7118
Lineage: Eukaryota; Fungi; Basidiomycota; Tremellomycetes; Tremellales; Cryptococcaceae
Product: tRNA (guanine37-N1)-methyltransferase
Exons: 7
Coding region: 1-1458 (485 amino acids)
Biological process (GO): mitochondrial tRNA methylation; tRNA N1-guanine methylation
Cellular component (GO): mitochondrial matrix; cytoplasm
Source: RefSeq, a predicted model, not a curated record
AUGUCUUCCCCACCUUCACUCAACACUUUAAAACUCUCUGGAACAUCCAGUAUCUCGCCUCCCAAGCAAAAGGGCAUGACCAAGCUCGACCGGUCGGCUUUUGAUAUUUCUAUCGACAUCUUAGGUGUCAUUGUCGAGCCCAGGGAUGUUACCAAAAUCAGAGCGCUCCGACCUGUACGAGAGCUGUUAUUGGAGCUCCCCAAAAUCAGACCCAUCACCGACUGCCCUCCAGACCAGAUCCCCGCCUCUUGCAAAGACUCUCAAAACCUCAAAGUGCUCUGGCUUAAUGUCGCUUCCUUCGAUGAUAUCGCAGAGGAAACUAGGGCGCUUCUGGAGCAGUAUACCAAGGGGACAGCGAGGGACACUGUUGCUAUGGGGUAUGACAACUUUGGGCCUACCGAGAUCUUGGAAGCUUGCCUCCCGACAGACAAAAGCGACGAUUUUCCUUCAUCUUUUACUACCACCGGUCAUAUUGGGCAUAUGAAUCUGCGAGAAGAGUGGUUGCCUUAUCGAUUCCUCAUCGGGCAGGUCAUUCUCGACAAAAACCCAGCAUUGAGAACGGUGGUCAACAAGCUGGAUACCAUCCACGCCCAGUUCAGAUACUUUGACAUGGAGGUGAUUGCUGGUGAAACCGACUAUCUCACCACCGCCAACGAAUCCGGCUGUUCGUUCACAUUCGACUUUUCCAAAGUCUACUGGAACUCGCGUUUGCACCAUGAACACGAACGGCUCAUCUCGCUCUUCCCGCCCCAGUCGCUUGUUGCGGAUGUCAUGGCCGGUGUCGGACCUUUUGCCGUACCAGCGGCCAAGAAGGGGUGCUAUGUCAUGGGAAAUGACUUGAAUCCGGAGAGUGUCAAGUGGAUGCGGGAGAAUCGUCUGCGGAACAAGGUCGAACCGACGUUGAGAGUGACAGAAGUAGACGGCCACGAAUUCAUCCGAAUCGCCCCUCUCCAGGCAUGGACCGACCCAUUCGAGCCUGCCCUCCCACCUCGUGCGCCGAACCGUAAAGAAGCACGUGAAGCCCGCCGGAAACGUGAUGAGGCUAAAGCGCAGGGCUUGCCUGCCCCCGUGGAGCAAGAGACAGAACCAAAGCUGCCACCAGCGCCAAAGUUGAUUUCGCACUUUGUCAUGAACCUCCCCGACUCGGCGCUCACCUUCCUUGGGAACUACAUCGGGUCGUACUCCCCUUUGCUCUCGGAGCCUACUUUUGUGGAGCAGUAUGGAGAGGCGGGAGAGGAAAAGGUGGAGCUGGGUAUGGUGCAUUGUUAUUGCUUUACCAAGGAGAUUGAGCCGGAAAAGGCAGAGGUUGAUAUCUUGCAGCGAGCAUCUCAUUAUCUCGAGUACGACUUGACCCCACAAGCUCAGGAUUACAAUCUCCACCACGUGCGGUCGGUGGCGCCAAACAAGGACAUGUAUUGUCUCUCGUUCAGGUUGCCGAGACAGGUAGCUUUUGCAUAG